UCUCAUGCUAUAAAACAAAACCACCGGAAAACUUAUAGUUCUAUUACGAAUAAACAGUCUGUUAUUCCUGUGUUAUUACUGGAUCCGCUGUUACAGCAGCAGGCUGUAGUUGUGUCCUCCCUAAGUUUCCGCUGUACAACCGGGCUUCUCCUUUUACCGGGCCCGGCGCUCCCGGCCACUCAUAUAUCAUAACGACGGAGCCGGCAGGAAAUUAUUAUGGGCCCUGCGAAGACAAAAAAAAAAAAAAAAAAAAAAAGUUCCCACCGUGGUCAUAGGAGCGCAGAGAUGCCCGUCUGGUUUUUCAGGUUUUCCUUAGUCCCCCUUUAUCAUUUAUCUUGCAAUAAGCAAUAAAAAAUAAAAUUAAAUAAAUAGAAACAGAAUAUAUAUAUUUCCGAUUUUUAUCUGACUGUUCCAGAAGGAUUAUUUUUGUAGCUGGGAAAAAGAAUUUUGUAAAAAAGAAAAAAAAAGUGAAUGUCUUUUACCUGCUUACGCAGGAAAUUAGAUAUGCUGUUGACAGCCCGGCUGGUAGAAUAAUAUUGUAACAGAAACAUUAUUUUCCUGUGUGGCAGCCCGCUAACAAGCCGCUUCCACAGCAGGCUCUUUCCCCCAUAAACUCUACUGUAACUAUAUUCCCUUUAUCCCUCUCGGCUCAGAGUUUUAAACUGUCAUCCUGAUUCCUGUUAGGCUUUUCAAAAUGAUUUGAAUGCUUUGGAAAACGUGUUAUGCUGUUUGGCACAGAUGGCAAUGCAAGGUUAGUGUGCGCCUUUGUGUAAGCCAUAAGGUAAACGGUAAUAGUCCACAGAACUGUUGGCCCUAUCUUGCCUCCACAGUCUCCAGUGUCAGGUCUGUAUUGAAAAGUAAGAUGGAUCGCCACCAUUUCUCCUCCUCACAGUGCUUCUUGUAACCCUAGGUUCACCCGAGGAGGCCAUUGGCGGAGAGGCGUCACGUGACCACGGGGUGCCAAUGUUAUUCUACGAGGGUGUCAAGACCCUGUCAGUUUCUGAAAUAAAUAUUGGGAAACGGCGAGAUGCAAAAGGCGACCUACUACGACAGCUCCGCAAUUUACAGUGGCUACCCGUAUCAAAGCGCAAAUGGCUUCGGUUAUGAUGCCAAUCAGGUCCAAUAUCCCAGGGCCUCUCAUGUGGAAAGCGAGUACCAUCGACCCGCCUGCUCCCUGCAGUCUCCCGGCGGCGGCUCUGUUGCUUUGCAGAAGCCAGGGGAGAUGGUGGCGGAGGGCUGCGACAGGGCCAUUCAGGCGGCGCAGGCCAAGGUUCUCCCCGAAAGCAAUCAUCAAGCGCCGGUGCCGGUGUCAGGCCCACCGCCUCCCCCCUCGCAGUCCCCCGGCGGAGUCAGCCAAGAUGCGAGCAACGGCUCCGGCCAGCCCGGUGCAGCCAAGAGCGGCUCCCCGACCUCCGGUACCCGCAACAAACAGAUCUUCCCCUGGAUGAAGGAGUCCCGUCAGAACACCAAGCAGAAACCCGCCAGUAGCUCCAGUUCAGUGGAGAGUUGCCCAGGAGACAAGAGUCCCCCGGGGUCAGCAGCAUCAAAGAGGGCCCGGACAGCUUACACCAGCGCGCAGCUAGUGGAGCUGGAGAAGGAGUUCCACUUCAACCGGUACCUGUGCAGGCCCAGGAGGGUGGAGAUGGCCAACCUGCUUAACCUCACGGAGAGGCAGAUCAAAAUCUGGUUCCAAAACCGACGGAUGAAGUACAAAAAGGAUCAGAAGGGCGUCGGGAUGAUGCCGUCUCCUGGCGGACAGUCUCCCCGGAGCCCAGUAGGCCCACCGUCCGGUGGGGGCGGCGGUGGGGGGAGCGGAUACCUCAACUCUAUGCAUUCUCUUGUUAACAGUGUACCGUACGAGUCCCAGUCUCCAACCUCUUACAAUAAAACUCAUCAAAAUGCGUACGGUAUGGCUACGUCAUAUCCCCCUCCUCUGAGCAACUCCCUCAACAGCUGCCCACCCCCCCAGAAGAGGUACCCUGGGACUGACUCGGCCACGCCCGAGUAUGACGCGCACCACCCCCUGCACGGCAACGGCAACUAUGGCACGCACAUGCAGGGCAGCCCCGUCUACGUCGGCGGAGGCUACAUCGACUCUGUUCCCAGCUCCGGAGCCUCAGUUUUCGGUCUCACCCACCUCCCUCACCCGCCUCCUCCGUCCGCGAGCAUGGAGUACAACGGGGCGAUUACGAUGGGCAACAGCGGCGGCCAGCAUCACGGCGUGUGUGAUGCCACGCCGUCGUACACAGACCUAACGCCGCACUACUCUCAGGGAAGAAUCCAGGAAGCGCCCAAACUGACGCAUCUGUAGCAUGCGGCGCAUGCCUGGAUCACUCCGCCCCAUUGUCUCGUCCAAGCUCCAGACAUAUCCCCCUGCUUUGUUUCUGCGCCUCCUCAUGGCUCCCACCUUCUCCUUCUGCCUAUUUUUGUUUGUUUGUGUUCUCUAUAGUUUCAUGUGUGAAGUAGCGUAGGACAAAUAAUCACGACUUGCUUGAAUUUUCCUCUAUUUGCUUGUGUCAUUGUCUCACCAAGACAUGUAUGUACCAUAGAGUGUCUAUAGAGCCGAACGGAGGGAGGGAAGAAGGGCAUAGCAUAUCCAUAGGCUUAUUUAAUCUUUUUCCUUUUUUAAAACGUCUUUUUAAAAAUCUCAAACAGGGUAUUAUGAACACGUGUUAUUCAUUUUCAAUGUGAAACUGUCCGUCUUUAUUUAUCCGCAAUUGAAGAAUGAUGUUUUUAAAUUUUUUUUUUUUUUAUUUUUUUUUUGCAUUCUGUUGCACUUGUAUACAAAAAGAACCUUAAGAGCCAAGAGCUGGGAAUGUGAGGAGAUUACAUUUCAAACAAAGGGUCAUGAACUUGCACAGCCUUCCCUUUUGCUUCUGUUUUGUUCCAUUGGUCUUUUUAAAUGUUAUUUAUUCAGACUCCAAUAGUAUUAUUUGACGCCCCUCCAUCUCUGUCUGCAAGGGGAGAAGGUUGGUGGACAAACUAGCGCCAUGUUCGGCCCGUAUAUGCAGCCAUGUCACUUAGAUUGCAGGUUUUCCUAUUUGUUUCUUUCUUAGUAUUAUAAUUGUUACUAUUCGAGGAGGUGUUUCUAUUUUGUCAGCGAAUGAAAAAAGAAACCAAUCAGUCAUGCAAUAAGGGUGGAAAGAAGGACACACGUUUGCAGUUUCUUUAUUGAAUAAAAGGCAAAACACA
Messenger RNA from Gambusia affinis (western mosquitofish), 3192 nucleotides. It is a transcript of the gene hoxa3a, whose product is annotated as homeobox A3a. Gene Ontology annotation, biological process: regulation of transcription by RNA polymerase II. Gene Ontology annotation, molecular function: RNA polymerase II cis-regulatory region sequence-specific DNA binding; DNA-binding transcription factor activity, RNA polymerase II-specific. The transcript is spliced from 2 exons. The record is from RefSeq and is a predicted model, not a curated record. Lineage: Eukaryota; Metazoa; Chordata; Actinopteri; Cyprinodontiformes; Poeciliidae. Gene Ontology annotation, cellular component: nucleus. The coding region runs from base 1028 to 2311 and encodes 427 amino acids.